This is a messenger RNA of Myripristis murdjan (pinecone soldierfish), 3266 nucleotides long. RefSeq names its product myosin regulatory light chain interacting protein a (gene mylipa). Bases 148 to 1596 code for a protein of 482 amino acids. The transcript has 7 exons. Gene Ontology annotation, molecular function: ubiquitin-protein transferase activity. Gene Ontology annotation, biological process: ubiquitin-dependent protein catabolic process. Gene Ontology annotation, cellular component: cytoskeleton. The record is from RefSeq and is a predicted model, not a curated record. Lineage: Eukaryota; Metazoa; Chordata; Actinopteri; Holocentriformes; Holocentridae.
UGCUGUUCCGCCAGACGGAGUGAGAGGGAUAAGAAAGUGGGAAAGGCUGGAUGUAGGGGGGUUUACAGAAGGUUGCCGAGAUUCGUUUUCUUGUUUUUUUAAAGAGUGGUAGGCCUACACCAAAGAUUAACAGAAUACACAGCCAAAAUGCUUUGCCACGUUACUCGUCCGGAUUCGGUGGUGAUGGAAGUGGAAGUUGAUGCGAAGGCGAACGGUGAGGACUGUCUGAACAAGGUUUGUAGAAAGUUGGGUAUAAUUGAAGUGGACUACUUCGGACUGCAGUUCUCAGGCAGCAAAGGGGAGAACCUGUGGCUGAACCUGAGGAAUCGCAUCUGCCAGCAGAUGGAUAACGUGACCCCCUGUCGGCUGAGGCUGCGAGUCAAGUUCUUUGUGGAGCCCCAUCUCAUUUUGCAGGAACAGACAAGACACAUCUUCUUCUUGCAUGUGAAGGAGGACCUGCACAGCGGUCAUCUGCGCAUGGGGUCAGAGCAGGCAGAGGAGCUGAGCGCCUUCCUGGCGCAGGCCGAGUUCGGUGACUACAACCAAAACACAGCCAAGUACUGGUACUCGGAGCUGAGUGGAGAGGAGCCCAGUCCUGCCACCAUUAACAGCAUCAUCACCAGACACAAGGCCCUGGAGGGUUUGAGCCAAGGCUCCGUGGAGUACCAGGCCCUGCAGCUCGUCUCCUCUCUGGAGCAUUAUGGUGUGGAGUGGCACUGGGCCCGCGAUGCCGAUGGCCAGCGGCUGGCCAUUGGGGUUGGCCCUGAGGGCAUCGCUGUCUGCAAGGAGGACUUCAGCUUAGUCAACAGAAUAAGUUAUCCCAUCAUCCAGAUUGCCACCCAGUCGGGAAAGAGUGUGUACCUGACGGUGACCAAGGACACCAGUGACAGCGUGGUGCUCUUGUUCAAGCUCAUCAGUAACCGGGCGGCCAGCGGCCUAUACCGGGCCAUCACAGAGACUCACGCUUUCUACAGGUGUGACACAGUGACCAACGCAGUGAUGAUGCAGUACAGUCGCGACUUCAAGGGCCACCUGGCCUCACUCUUCCUCAAUGAGAACAUCAACCUGGGCAAGAAAUACGUCUUUGAUAUACGACGUACCUCCAAGGAAGUCUACGACCAUGCCCGCCGCGCCCUUUACAACGCAGGCAUCGUGGACCUGGUCGCUCGCUCUGGCAGUGGCGAGCGCACGCCCCCCUCCCGCUCCCCGAGCAGAGACAACCAGCACGACGAGGGGCUGGACUGUGGCAGCUGCCAGCAGAGCCGAGCCCUGCAGGAGAGGCUGCAGAAGCUGAGGGAGGCGCUGCUGUGCAUGCUGUGCUGUGAGGAGGAGAUCGACGCAGCGUUCUGCCCCUGCGGUCAUAUGGUGUGCUGCCAGACGUGCGCAAAUCAGCUCCAGACAUGUCCUGUGUGUCGGUCCGAGGUGGAGCAUGUGCAGCACGUCUACCUGCCCACCUGCACCAGCUUGCUGAACCUGACGCUGACCGACAACCACCGCCACCGCAGCAGCAGCCCCACGCCCAUCCACAGAGGCAUGGCCGCCCCUCACACCUGCUCCACUACCGAGUACGACCACAAGAUCUACCACACGUCAUAAAGACUGCUCCCCAAAACCCACAAAAACUCCAGUAUUGAACCAGCCGGAUCAAUGUUCAAUGUUCCAACGCAGACGGAGGACGCAGCCUUCUCCAUCUGUGCGUUUUCUUCACGAACCACCAAACCUAAAGAAACUGAGCAUACACCAAGGUUGGCGUACCGAAACCACUCCCUCAGCUGGUGUUUGUUUCAUCGCUUGUUUUCCUCCAUCUCAUCAUGCUUAGUCUCCAUCUUUAAUAUUCGUCUGGUUGGUUAUUUUUCCUGUUUGAUUGGUUUGGUUACCAUCUGACACAGCAGCGAUACAGUGUUUUUGUUUUUUAAGCAUUGAAAAAUCCAUGCCUCAGUUGUAUUUUACAUUAGCCUCUUAUUUUAUUUUUUAAUUAAAUUAUUGCAUCAGUUGAUCUGAUAUGCAGUAGAAACACUAUUUCUUUUGUGCUUUUGAUUUGUACCGUAUGAGAAAGUUCUGUGCUUUAGGAGAAUAGCUCAAUACUGUACAUAACGGAUGGAGUAAAUUAAUUUUUGGCAUUUCUAAAAUUCCCUGCCAUUUUAAAGCGUGUCUCUUUUUGAUUUGAGGAUUUAGUUUUAUGAUGUAAUGGAGUGAAAUGCAUCUUUUUUUUUCUGCUUGUUUGUGUUUGUUGUUUGUGUUCCAUGUGUUCCAUGCCAAUGAGGAGGUCUCUAGAGGCUAAGAAGCACUGCUCUGGGUACAGCACUGCAUACUGAUUAGACACAAGAGGCGAUAAGGCCACCUUUGUCCCAUUCAUGUGCAGAUCUCUGAGUGGAUGGGGGGUGAGGGGUGUUGGGGUUCCCAGAAACUCCCAGAAAGUUCUGUGAGCCUACCAGAACUGUGACACCGAAAGACAAAUGUCUGGCCGACGCUCCCCUCACUCUUCUUACCUUGAAAACGGGUCUUGAAGAUUAACUGCCACUUGCCAAAACAACAAACCCAGUUUCACAGACUGCUGCACCUCUACUCCACGUUCUUAUCUCCAUACCAACAGAAACCCGGAAAUUAGAGCACAAACAAAAAGCUCUUCUUUUCCUGCAAGAUACGUAACCAAGAGGUAGUCUACUGACAUCCUUGCUUUCUUACUUUUUUUUUUUUUUUUUUUUUUAGAAAAAUGUAUGUAAUUGCCCAGUUGCUUCCUCUGAACAGCCUCAGUGAUAAAUGUCCUCUGAGGUCUGCUAGUGAGUUCCUUCUGGUUAUUUUUAAAAGGGUACUAGGAGAUCUAUCCGUGCAAUACUAGCUUGCUUUUCGAAGAGCUUUUUUCAUUUUUCUCAAGUUUUAUAUUAAAAAAAUGGAGAAAAACACCGUCACUUUACCAAGGAAGUUUUUCCAAGCGUCUGUAGGGGGUUUGGCCUUAAUGUAGCAGCAGCAUCGUGUUUAUUGAUUCUAUAUUCUUUGCACAGACUUUUUGUUUUUGUUGUCAUUCUGGUGAGAGUAGGAAUAAUUUUCUUUUUCUUUAACGCUGACUCUGUUGAGCUCAGUCACUGCAGGGGAAGGACUUUUAUUAUCUCUCCACAUUGUACAAGUAGUGAUUUGUUUCUGUUUUCUGAAGCAAAAGCCACUAUGCUCUGUAAAAUAUACAAAUAACUCUUAGGAUUAAAUCCUUUUAUAUAUUAUGCUUUGAACAUGAGAGAAAGUAUUAAUAAAAGAUGUUUUUUAAAACAAAA